Molecule: messenger RNA, 683 nt
Organism: Moneuplotes crassus
Lineage: Eukaryota; Ciliophora; Spirotrichea; Euplotida; Euplotidae
Source: the annotation of a GenBank genome assembly
AUAAAAUGGAAUCGAAGUCUGAUUAUGACUGCAGUAUCUGCAUCAACACUCUGGUCUUCCCUGUGAAGACUUCUUGAGGGCAUCUGUUUUGAAUGAAAUGAAUGGAGAAAUACCUUGAACAAUCUCCUAUACAGCAGUGACCUAUGUGAAGAACCAAGGUUAAACUUGAGAAACUUAAAGUUGAUAAGAAUGUCUGGAAAGAAGUCAAAGAUCUCUUCGGGGAUGAAAUUAAAGAAAGGAGGAAAGUUGUUGAAGAAGAAAUCAGGAAGGAGAAGAACAUAGUUAAGCUUAAGGUAAGGUACGGCAACAAGUACGAACUCUUGAAGAGCUUUAAGACUACAAAGAGUGGUUAUGAGAAUAAGCACAGAUGGACAGUCUAUGUUGCAUUAGGAGAUAAGAAGGUAGAAGCAGGGAGUGUGAUUAAGUCAGUUGAGUUUAAGCUGGAUGAUUCUUUUGGGUUCACUGAUAUUAAGAAGAAUUUUGGACCCUAUGAAUAUGCCUGUAAUGGAUAUGGAGAAUUCUCUAUUCCAAUCAAGAUUACUUGGCAGAGAUGGCUGAAAAUGGAACCUGCUACUCUUGAUCACCCAUUAAAGUUUGAAGGAAAAGGAAGUCAUAAAUCAUUCAUUGUGAGGGUUGACAAGACCUUGCUUGAGGAGAAGACAGGGGUGAAGUACUAAUUUGAU